This is a messenger RNA of Eucalyptus grandis, 636 nucleotides long. RefSeq lists its product as uncharacterized. The record is from RefSeq and is a predicted model, not a curated record. The transcript has 2 exons. The coding region runs from base 13 to 609 and encodes 198 amino acids. Lineage: Eukaryota; Viridiplantae; Streptophyta; Magnoliopsida; Myrtales; Myrtaceae.
GGUUGUGCAAAGAUGAAAAGAAAUGCAGAGAAGAAGCUGGAGCAGCCAUGGUCGUCCACCCCCGCUCGCACGCCGUCUGCCCCACGCCGCCCGCGUGCCUCACCGCUCGCCCUACCUGCUCACAUCUCCAUCUCUCUCCUCCAUUCCCUUGCUGUUCAACACCCCUACAAGUUAAAGACCGACGAAGCCAGCUCGUCGUUGAGGCCUCACCGCCACGCACCGCAGCCAAAGUCACUGUCGCCGCUCGCCGUCUCGCGCUCCGCCGCUGCCAGCACUCGCCCACGCUUGGCCGACGCCCAAUUGCGUCUCAGCCUCGGUCCAUGCGUUCCAAGAGUCGCCGGAGCUCGUCUCCACCGCCGUGAGCCGCCGUGUACCCCCGCCUCAGCCCGCCGAGACUCCCUUAGCCCCUCUCGACCCUUGCUCACCUCAACCGGCGCUGGAUCUACCCUUCCUCGGCCUCAAACCGCGAUGGACAGCAGCUGGAAAAAAUGGGUCCCUGGUGGACGGAGUGGGCAUAUAACUUUGGUUGACUUGAGAAGUUGUCAAGGUGAAGUCAUAAAGAUUGGAGAAAGUGUCAAACUUGUAAGUCGUAGGACAAUUCCUUUUUAAGAGCCGGUCUUUUGUAGACUCUUGGCC